Messenger RNA from Oreochromis niloticus (Nile tilapia), 5208 nucleotides. Its product is annotated as mitogen-activated protein kinase kinase kinase 12. Gene Ontology annotation, molecular function: ATP binding; MAP kinase kinase kinase activity. Gene Ontology annotation, cellular component: cytoplasm. Bases 515 to 3340 code for a protein of 941 amino acids. The transcript has 14 exons. The record is from RefSeq and is a predicted model, not a curated record. Gene Ontology annotation, biological process: JNK cascade; protein autophosphorylation. Lineage: Eukaryota; Metazoa; Chordata; Actinopteri; Cichliformes; Cichlidae.
AGCCCGUGUACCUGCGGUUGUCCCGUCUCUCACCGGACUGCACUCGUCACUCCAGAUUUCUCCUCUGAUAGGAGGGCAUCAGCGCUCCCUCCCUCCCACACAGCCUCGCUUCGCUCUCUCCAUCCGUCGUGUUUACUACAGCCUGAGAGAGAUGGUCGUAUAAAUUUCCUGGGAGUGCGCAUAUCGCAGCAUCCUCAGAGGGGAAUUGAAAAGGGGGAGGAGGUGUAGGAUCAAGAAAACAACCCAAACAAGGAAAAAUAUCUGCGUUUUCUGAUCGUUUCGAAUUAACGCAGGAGAAAAACAGACCUCCACAGAGCCCUGCGAUUGGAAACCCGCACUGGAUGUAGAAGAGAGAAGGCUGAGCGCGGAUGCUCAAUACACGGACAGAAGGACAAGGGAGAAAAACAGAAAGGACCAAUAAAUCCUAGAGAGGAAUAAUCUUUUGCAGUCAUCAACGAUGGACUCCAGUUAUCGGCAUUGAGUUCUUCAGUCAUUCUGAUGACCACAGUCACUCAUGGCCCUCAUGCAUGAACCUCGCGCCCCAUCGCCCUCUCUUUCCGGCUUCAACACACCCCUCUCCGAUCCUCCGUCCUUUCGCCGCCUCGAUGCCGAAACACCCUGCACCCCAGAAAUGGACUUGACCCCAACCCAAUGCGUCCUUCGCAACGUCCUCUCCAUAGACACCGGAGGUGCUGUGGAACCCGGGGGUGGAGGAAGAGAGGGGCACACUACCAGACACAACCAGACACCCUGCGAGGAACAACAGGAGCACUUUGCCAACAGUGUCCUGAAACUCCAUGAGCACGAUGGCGGUCCUGGAAGGACGGAGGGAGAGGGACAGGAUACGGACAGCAGUGCAGUCAGGAGCCAGGCGAAUGACGCCAGGUUACAGUGCCAGUCUACAGGAGGGGGAGGAGGGUUUUUGGAGGGGUUGUUUGGGUGUCUGCGGCCUGUCUGGACAAUGAUCGGCAAAGCCUACUCCACAGAGCACAAGCAUGACCUGGACGAGGAGUGGGAAGUCCCAUUCGAGGAGAUAUCGGACCUGCAGUGGGUGGGCAGCGGAGCCCAGGGCGCCGUCUUCCUCGGUAAACUGCACGGGCAGGAAGUGGCUGUGAAGAAAGUGCGGAACAUUAAAGAGACGGACAUCAAGCACCUGCGGAAGCUCAAACAUCCCAACAUCAUCACCUUCAAAGGUAUCUGUACCCAGGCUCCUUGUUAUUGUAUCAUCAUGGAGUACUGCGCCCAGGGACAGCUAUACGAGGUGCUGAGAGCAGGCAGGAAGAUCACGCCAUCCCUGCUCAUGGACUGGGCCAUGGGCAUCGCUGGAGGCAUGAACUAUCUUCACCUCCACAAAAUCAUCCACAGAGACCUCAAAUCACCCAACAUGCUGAUCACCUAUGACGACGCAGUGAAGAUCUCUGACUUUGGCACAUCUAAGGAGCUCAAUGACAAGAGCACUAAGAUGUCCUUUGCUGGCACUGUAGCCUGGAUGGCCCCCGAGGUCAUACGUAAUGAACCGGUCUCGGAGAAGGUGGAUAUUUGGUCAUUUGGUGUUGUGCUGUGGGAGAUGUUGACAGGAGAGGUGCCGUACAAGGAUGUGGACUCCUCCGCUAUCAUCUGGGGAGUGGGCAACAACAGUCUGCAGCUGCCCGUGCCCGACAGCUGUCCAGAGAGCUUCAAACUGCUGCUGAGGCAAUGCUGGAACUGCAAGCCCAGAAAUAGACCUUCAUUUCGACAGAUUCUCCUGCAUCUGGACAUUGCCUCAGCGGAUAUAUUAUCAACCGCACAAGAAACUUACUUUAAGUCUCAGGCGGAGUGGAGAGACGAGGUGAGACAUCAUUUUGAGAAGAUUAAGUCUGAGGGCACGUGUCUUCACCGACUGGACGAGGAGCUGAUCAAAAGACGCAGGGAAGAACUGAGACAUGCACUGGACAUCCGAGAACACUACGAGAGGAAGCUGGAGAGAGCCAAUAACCUCUACAUGGAACUGAAUGCUAUCAUGCUGCAGCUGGAGAUCAAAGAGAAGGAGCUGCUUAAGAGGGAGCAGUCACUGGACAAGAAGUACCCAGGCUGCUUCAAGCAUCACAGUACCAGACAGUCAGCCUCCUCCAAUUCCAUGGAGAAACUCAUGAAGAAACGCAAUGUACCUCAGAAACUGCCCUCACACAGCAAGAGGCCAGACUUACUAAAGUCAGAGGUCAUCCUCCCUAAGCUGGACUCGUCCAUGACCCAGGUCACAAUCCCCAACAAGGGCUCUACCUCCCCCGGCCGCUCACGCCGAGGAAAACCCCGCUACAGAAAGGCUGGAAAAGGCAGCAGUGGCGACCUGGCUCAGCUGAAAGCCACUUUGUCCUCGUCUUUAGCAAUGAUCAAUGCAACCUCGUCUGUUCCCAGCAAGCACCGUCUAGACCCCAGCGCAGCCCUCAGGGGCUUACAGCAUGACCUUCUCCUCAAGAAGAUGUCCUCCUCCAGUCCCGAUCUUAUUUCUACCACUCUGGAGGUCGAGGGCCGGAGGAAAGGCCAGGUGAGAUCAGGGCUGGACAGAGCGGGCAGUCAGAGCGCCUCAGCUGGGCUGGAAGAGAGCAGAAGGACUGAUGGGCCAGAGCAGGGCCCUGACGUGGGUGUAGGGGGGGAUGACUUGGCAGAAACGCCUCCACGCAGUGACACACCGAGCGAAGACGCGGCAUCUAUUCCUUUUUCCAGUAGCCCUGACUCCCCUUGUGGCAGAGGAGCAGCGGCGGGCAGGGCGUCCACACUCGGGAACGCUCGUGUCACCCACGAAGGUGAGGAGAAGGAGGAAGGGCCGGUGAUCACACGCUCGCCCAGAAGUCAACGGCUUACGCCUUCAGCACUGCUCUACAGGGCAGCAGUCACACGCAGUCAGAGACGUGGAGUGUCAUCAGAGGAAGAGGAAGGAGAAGUGGACAGUGAAGUGGAGCUGCCGAGGAGACGGCGGCCUGUGAGCAUCACCAAAUGCCAGUCCCUGUCGACCUUUAGCUCAGAGAACCUAUCGGUUUCGGACGGUGAGGAGGGCAACACUACUGACCACUCCCACAGCGGUACGCCCGACGUGGUCAGCACCAACACAGACGAGCGACUGGACGACAAGAGCGACGACCUGCUGUCUCAGGGCUCGGAGAUUCCUGCUGACCCGUCUGACCCCACUCAGCUGGGCUCCGAUGGUCUGUCCGAAAAAGAAGCCAUUCUGCAACAAGUCAAGACGCAGCUCGCCUCAAAUGACCCCAAUUAUGAGGGCCUGUAUGAUGACUCAGACUGUGACAGUGCAGAACUGGACCAUUCGUGCACUGCAGACCCCAGUCAACCUCCAACCAACUGGUGAAAACCCAACACCUCUAACCCACUCCACCACCUGCAGACCUGGCCUCUCAAUACCUCCUUCACUCUAAGAAACUGAGUCAUUAUCAGGGACAUCGCAGAGAGGCAGGAAAUUGAGCCCUGUGUUCUUAAAAACCACAUAUCCUGGUUAAGGAAACAAAAAAAAAAAAGGAAAGUUGCAUUUCCCUUGGAGAUGAAUGCAGCACGGGGAUGUGAAAGUGAAUUGGGACACUAUCCGAGCUGACAGAGCAACAGCACCUUUUGUUCUCUGAAAUCACAUCAAAUGACACCUCAGCGACACAAGCUUCGAUCAAAGAGGCCGACGUCUCCACUGUCUGUUGUCAUAUUGUUUUCGUGUCCUCAGUCAUAAUUCACGUCCGUUUUUCAUUUUCAUCCUAAUGAAAAUGAUCAUGAAACUAUUUAAAUGGCUUGUUUUAAAUGUCACGAUUAAUGGAGACGACCAGUGUCGCUCCUUUUACUUAUAAUUUAUGAAAUCUUUUGACUUUUUAUCUUAAAAAAAACCUUAUGCACUAUUUAUUUUAUUAGAAAGAAAACAAUGUUUACAUCUUUUUGUGUCGUUUACAUUUUUAUUUAUAUAUCGUGUCACAGAUUACGUUUCCAUUUUCUACUUCUGGUUUUAAUAUCGAUGUAAAUAUGGGAUGUAAAAUGAACAAAUUUUUAAAAUGUGAGAUUGUAUAAUUUAAGGUGCUGAUGUUUCUAAUUAGGUGGAACUAUUUUAUUUGAACUUCUUUCUAAAGCUCUCGGUAGUAGAAUGUACUGUAGCUGCUGUUCAUGUCCGAGCAUCCUAACAGAAAAAGGAGGAACAAACAUGUGAACAAGGAAAAAGCAAUAUGUCUGCUCUGGUCUCAUAGCCGGGUUCUUUUAGGACAGAUGAGCUUUUUUAAAAAAUACUUAUCGCACGUGUUUACUGUAUUUAAAAAUGCAAGGUCAUUUUAAAACAUAUUCCCCCGUUUGUAGCAUUGAGAAAAAGCAUGCAAGUGAAAUAGUAGGGACACCUUAUUGAAGUCAAACGCCGUCUGUGUCUCGGCUCCAACAUAAGAACAUCUGCAGAGAUGUAUAGCCUCCAGUGCCCAGUGACUGAAGGCACAGGAAACACCAAUACAGAUCCUACAGCGUGGUAAUUUUAGAAGCUGAAAAUCAUUUAUGCAAAAACCCGUUCGUGUCCAGUAACUGAUUUAUCUCUGGCAGAAACAUUACAUCAACAUCAUUUAUCUCUUUAAAUGUGAACAUUUUGGACCCAGACGUUGCCAUUUUCAUGCCCAUUUAAUUUGGCCAAUUUUAUUUAUAGUCUACUCUGAACAUAAUCAUUGGCCUCUCCGGCUGAAAACUUCGCCAUCCAAUGGCUAUUCUUCACUCUUGUAAGGGCUGCGUCAUAAACCGUGACACCUAAAACCCUGAUGUUUGUUCUCCUUGGCAAAUGUCCUUAAUGUGCACGUGCCUCAAUCUGACCGUACAACAGCACAUCACGUUAUUCCAUGAAUCCAUGACUGAUCAGGUCACACUCUAUAAGCUAAAAAUACAAAAAGGCAGCUUAUUUUGUUCAUCUUUGAAAAGAAAGAAAGAGACAGGUUAUCUUUUGCAGUUUAUAUUUGUAGAAAGAUUUUACAGAUUGUGCCCCCCAAGGUUUGAAGCUAGAAAUCCUCCUGCAGGAUUAAAAUGUUGCCAAAAAGCAAGACUACUGCCCUCUAUUGUCCAAUCGUGGAGGUACUCAUGUUUCCCAUGAUGCUCACUGAAAGCAACCCUGUUAAAUGUUGGCUUUUUAUACUGCAUUAUUGUAACUGUACAAUAACUAUAUUUAAAAAAGAAAAAAAUGAAAUGCCGUUAAAAAUAAAUUCAAACUUGUAAAGCGAA